This is a messenger RNA of Anoplopoma fimbria (sablefish), 1088 nucleotides long. Its product is annotated as triosephosphate isomerase. Lineage: Eukaryota; Metazoa; Chordata; Actinopteri; Perciformes; Anoplopomatidae. The coding region runs from base 77 to 823 and encodes 248 amino acids. Gene Ontology annotation, biological process: glycolytic process; glycerol catabolic process; gluconeogenesis. Gene Ontology annotation, molecular function: triose-phosphate isomerase activity. The transcript is spliced from 7 exons. The record is from RefSeq and is a predicted model, not a curated record. Gene Ontology annotation, cellular component: cytosol.
CUGAGUGCUCAUCCCGCAGCUGAUCCUCCGGCUUCCACCGCACCUCCUCCCCGGGUAUCUCACACCGUCACCGGCCAUGGCGCUCCGGAGCUUCUUCGUGGGAGGAAACUGGAAGAUGAACGGGACCAAGGAGAGUCUGGAGCCGCUGAUCUGCACCCUGAACACCGCAAACCUGGACGACCGCACCGAGGUGGUGUGCGGUGCUCCCUCCAUCUACCUGGACUUUGUCCGGUCCAGUCUGGAUCACCGGAUCGGUGUCGCAGCCCAGAACUGUUACAAGGUGGCCAAGGGAGCGUUCACAGGGGAGAUCAGCCCGGCCAUGAUAAAGGACUGCGGGGCAGACUGGGUGAUACUGGGGCACUCUGAGCGCCGCCACGUCUUUGGGGAAAGCGACGAGCUGAUUGGUCAGAAGGUGUCUCACGCUCUGGAGAGCGGUCUGAAUGUGAUCGCCUGCAUCGGGGAGAAGCUGGAGGAGCGGGAGGCCGAUACCACCGAAGAAGUCGUCUACGCUCAGACGCAGGUCAUUACAGAGAACGUGACGGACUGGGGGAAAGUGGUUCUGGCGUACGAACCUGUGUGGGCCAUCGGCACAGGAAAGACGGCUUCACCUGAACAGGCUCAGGAGGUCCACGAGAAGUUGCGGGCGUGGCUCCGAGCCAACGUCUCCGAUGACGUGGCGGACUCUGUGAGGAUCAUCUACGGAGGUUCAGUGACGGCAUCGAAUUGCAGAGAGUUGGCGUCUCAGGGCGACGUGGACGGCUUCCUGGUGGGCGGAGCUUCUCUCAAACCAGAGUUUGUCGACAUCAUCAAUGCUCGCGCUUAGAAUCAAAAGGCAGGAAAAUGGCUCAAUUGAGACCAAAGAAGGAAACCCUUUAGAUUAUUGUGUCCUCACACUGGGCUGACGGAUCCACAGACAGACGUGUGUUGAAUUAAAUCACUUUUAUUUUGAUAAAUAUGUGUUGAAAAAGGUCAAUUUAGAGAUAAAUAUCUGUAAGUUUGCUGUGAACUUUGUUCUAUAAUUUGUUAUAUUACAGCAUCAGAGUCAAACUACUGCACAUUUAUAUUUCUUUUUAGCAUUACAUCUGUUU